GAUUCUUACUUCGCUUCAACAAUCAUGGGCAGCUCGAGCAUGAAAUCUCUAAGGUAUUCCAAAUCUUGUUUUAGUGUGCGGUAUGAUCUGUUUCAAAAGAUGAAUAUUGUUUAGAUUUCAGGACGACAUUGAAACCGGUCCCAGCAAGUACAAUGGUGAGAUGCAUUGCAGCAAGAAGAAACUUUCGAGAGUAUUCUCCGAGGACUACCAAAUAGUGCAGAAGAUAUUUGAUCCACGAGGGACUUUUCUAAGCGCGUGGAACAAAUAUUUCUUAAUCUCAUGUCUCAUUUCCCUGUUUGUGGACCCUCUCUUCUUCUACUUGCCCAAUGUCGAGGAAGAAGCCUGCAUGCAAGCAUCCAUCCCCCUCGAGAUAGCCCUCACACUCACUCGUUGCAUCCUCGAUGCAUCUUAUGUCAUUCACAUUUUUGUCCGGUUUAGAACGGCCUACACUGCCCCUUCCUCUCGCAUAUUUGGGAGGGGAGAGCUGGUUAUCGACCCCUCAAAGAUUGCCUCAAGAUAUCUUCGUAAAGACUUUUGGUUUGAUUUACUCGCCGCUCUGCCUCUUCCACAGUUGUUGAUAUGGGUUGUGAUCCCAUGCCUGAGAGGCUCAAAUGUGAUCGGUGCAAAACAUGGGCUCCGCGUGACAAUCAUAGUUCAAUUUGUGUUGAGGCUAUAUCUUGUUUUCCCGCUGUCGUCUAAGAUCAUCACGACUGCUGGUGUGGUGGUGGAAGCAGCGUGGGCGGGUGCAGCUUUCAAUCUCAUGCUCUUUAUGCUGGCAAGCCAUGUGAUUGGUUCCCUUUGGUACCUGUUGUCGAUCGAGAGGCAAGAAAUGUGUUGGAAGAGCGUCUGCGAUGCUCAGCCCAAGUGUCACUACUUGUAUUUCGACUGCAAAACAGCCGGUGAUCCCGAGAGAAGAUGGUGGUUUGCAUCCAGCAAUAUUACUGUAAUGUGCGGCACAGGCACCCAAUUUUAUGAUUUCGGGAUCUAUGGCGACGCGCUGCUUCAUCGAGUUGCCAAGUCGAGCUUCCCUAACAAAUACUCCUACAGUUUUUGGUGGGGACUAAGAAAUCUAAGCUCUCUUGGACAGAAUCUACUCACAACUAGUUAUAUAGGAGAGAUAAAUUUUGCCAUAGCCAUUGCCAUUCUUGGACUGGUGCUCUUUGCAUUGCUCAUAGGCAAUAUGCAAGCAUACCUCCAAUCUUCAACCGCGCGGUUGGAAGAGUGGAGGGUUAGACGGAUCGACACUGAGAAAUGGAUGCAUCAUAGACAGCUCCCGCACGAGAUGAAGCAGAGGGUGCGCAGUUAUGACCUGUAUAGAUGGGUUACGACCCGAGGUGUCGAUGAGGAAGCUAUUCUCAAAGGCCUGCCUCCUGAUCUCCGCCGUGACAUCAAACACCACCUCUGCCUCGACCUUGUUCGCAGAGUUGCGCUGUUCGAGGAGGUGGACGAGCUGAGCCUGGACGCGAUAUGCGAGAGGCUCAAGCCUAUCCUGUGCACCCCAGGGACGUGCCUGGUCCGGGAGGGGGACCCGGUGGUGGAAAUGCUCUUCAUCCUCCGCGGGCGCCUUGACUCCUACACGACCAACGGGGGCAGGACCGGUUUUUUCAACUCGUGCCAAUUAGGAUCGGGAGAGUUUUGCGGGGAGGAGCUGCUGAGCUGGGGCCUUUGCAGGCAGCCGAACGUCCUCCUCCCAACGUCGACGCGGACGGUGAGGGCAAUGACAGAGGUGGAGGCGUUCGCGCUGGGGGCGGACGACGUGAAGUUCGUGACGUCUCAGUUCAGGAAGCUGCACAACAAGCAGUUGAAGCAUAAGUUUAGGUUCCACUCGCAGCAGUGGAGGACGUGGGGCGCGUGCUUCAUCCAGGCGGCCUGGUUUAGGUAUAAGAGGAGGAAGGGGGCCGAGGCGCUCAAGGCCAGGGAGAGCUCGUUGCAGCCCGAAUUGGCGGUUUAUGCUUCAUCCGUUCGGAGCUUGAGGAACGCCUCGCAGAUGGAGAUCAUUACUGCUUUGAUGGACAAGCCUGCUGACCCUGAUUUUUCCAACGAUGAUGCUCAAUCACAAACUUAGUACUAAAAAUUACAUGUAAAUGUCCAUGUUCAAACUCAAAAUGGUUAGGGAAGAUUGUGUCACAUUAGUAUUCACAUAUCAAAUGAAAAUUGCAAUG
This is a messenger RNA of Salvia splendens (bonfire salvia), 2162 nucleotides long. Its product is annotated as protein CNGC15b-like. Gene Ontology annotation, biological process: potassium ion transport; transmembrane transport. Gene Ontology annotation, cellular component: membrane. Bases 161 to 2065 code for a protein of 634 amino acids. The record is from RefSeq and is a predicted model, not a curated record. Gene Ontology annotation, molecular function: voltage-gated potassium channel activity. Lineage: Eukaryota; Viridiplantae; Streptophyta; Magnoliopsida; Lamiales; Lamiaceae. The transcript has 6 exons.